This is a messenger RNA of Cylicocyclus nassatus, 749 nucleotides long. Lineage: Eukaryota; Metazoa; Nematoda; Chromadorea; Rhabditida; Strongylidae. The record is from the annotation of a GenBank genome assembly.
AGAUUUCAAGAAUGGCGAAGGGAGUAUUGGGAAAUAUGAAUACGCAGAAUAAAGGCGUGGUAAAACCUGCAGAAAAGAAGGAACAAACUUUGCAUGUGGUGAAGAUCAAAAGGAUACCUUACGGUCUUUUCGAAAAGCAACUAUGGGAAUACUUUACUCAGUUCGGAAAGGUUAUUCGAGUUCGCGUAGCACGAAGUGUUAAGACGGGGAACCAUAAGGGAUGGGCAUAUGUCGGCUUCGAAGAUAAAGAAGUUGCUGAAAUAGCUGCAGAGACUAUGGACGGUUAUUUGAUGUUUGAGAAAAGGCUCAGCUGUCAUGUAAUGGAUCCAAAAGAUGUUCCAAGAAGUAUGAAAAGUGGAUCUCGAUAUCUCGCUCCCCCUCACUUGAGAGGAAAAGCCAAAAAAGAAGCGCUGUUGAGAAACACUGCGAAACCACAAGAACAAGAGGAGAAAAGCAAGAGCAGACGUGAAGCAAGCCAGAAGAAGCAGUCAAAUAAAUUGAAGCGGUUAGGCAUUGUUUACGACUUUGGAGCGGUACCGAGCAGUGCCAAUAUCGUAAAGCUCAUCGACCAUAAAAACAGUCAAAGAAAAGCCAAAGGAGGACGAAGUAGCUGCCCAGUCAGACACGCCAACUCCUUCUAUCAGACCCAAAAAGAUCAAAUCACACAAAGUCAACGUAAAAAAGGUGGCAUACUUUUCCUCAUGAAGGGCAGCUUGCGAACAUCGAAACUGAAGAAGUCUUCCAAAUGA